Messenger RNA from Paramecium tetraurelia, 1080 nucleotides. RefSeq lists its product as uncharacterized. The transcript has 4 exons. NCBI's taxonomy places the organism in Eukaryota, Ciliophora, Oligohymenophorea, Peniculida, Parameciidae. The record is from RefSeq and is a predicted model, not a curated record.
AUGGGUAAUUCACAAUAAUCACCUAAAUAUAGUAAUACAAACUAAUUUCAAGUUGAUAUCUUGCAAUAAAAAUACUUAAUUGAGGACACUCUUAAUGAAAGCUCUAAUUUGAACGAGGGAGACAAGCGAUCUCCUAAUAUCGAAGAACUUAAUUCUACUAGGGGAGUAACAAGGAAGACAUCUGAAAUACUGGAAUUGGAUUAAGGAAAACCUAGAAGUAAACUAAAAUCUUAAGGGUUGAAUCUAAAUUUAUAUGAGACUGAAUUGCCCGAAACUUUUGAGCUAUUGAAUCAAUUGCCUUUGAUAAAAGUAGAAAAGACUAGAUAUUCAUUGACCUCAUAUGAAUCUCCCUCUGGUCACAAAGCCUAGGCAUUGGCCAGUUAACCUAUUAUUUAAUUUAUUAAGUGCAAUGAAAGACUUACUUAUUAAGGCUAAUGGUUGAGAUAGCAAAGAGAUGGAUUUGGACUGUGCAUUUACUAGAAUGGGUCAAUAUAUGUGGGAAGUUGGAUUAAUGAUCUAAAGGACGGUCAUGGAAGAAUGAUUUAUGAGAAUAACGACACAUACACUGGAUAUUGGAUGUAGGGAAAGUAUCAUGGAUUUGGAAUUUUUAGUAGUUAUGAAUCAUAUUAUGAAGGAAAUUGGGAAAACGGAGAAAAAGAUGGUUAAGGAUUAGAGAUUAAAAUGAAUAAAUCUAAAUACGAAGGAAUGUUUAAAUGGGGAAAGAAAAAUGGGUUUGGAACAAUCAAAUAUAUUGAUAAUCAAUUGUAUAAAGGGGAAUUCGUAGAUGGGUAAUACGAAGGAUAGGGAGAAUAUCAUUGGAAUGAUGGUAGUCAUUACAUAGGAGAGUGGAAAUGUAAUAAGAUUGAUGGAUUUGGAACAUUUACUAAUAAAACAAAUGAUGUUUAUAAAGGAUCGUUUGUUGAUGAUAAGAAGAAUGGAAUAGGGACGUUUAAAUGGAGCAAUGGAACAAUCUUGAAAGGAAUUUGGGUUAAUGGAUAGAUAGAAGGCUAAGCAACGAUAACUAAGCCAAAUGGGGAAUCAAUUAUAGAAAAUUACAUAAAUGGAUAAAAGGUUGCAUGA